UGGACUGGGCACAUAUGACAACUCAACAGCUCAGUUCAUUCAUAGCAAGUGUGCCUUCGAGCAGAGAAGUAUAUUGUAGAUCUGCUUCACCAUGUUACAUCCAGCUGCUACAGUGUCUCCGCAACUAAAACAGCCGCUCUACAUCGACACGGACAUUAACUACAGUUUGGAUAUGUCCAAGUUCCCUGGCCUGGACGACCCCUCCCACCUUCAGCAGCCAGCAUUGUUGAUCGCCACACCGGACACAGUUUCAAACUAUUUCUAUCAUUGUGCAUAUACCAUUCCGCCCAGUGAAGUUACAGAUGUUGACAAUGCCAUGUCCUCCUGUUGUGUGCAGUAUCCAAGGCACGUGUAUACACCUUCCAAGUUUCCCGACAACAACAUUAGCAAUCAUUCUGAUGCAUCUUGUGGACAUAUCUUGGAGGAUAUUCUCAAUGUGAUAGAUACCUGCGCGGACGGAUUACUUGAACGAUUAAUGAAGAUUCCAGAGAGUACAACUUCAAGCAAUACGAUAGUACCAAACACGAAUACACCUCGUCUGUGUCACUCUGAUCUGUCACACCCACCUCUGUUAUCAAGGAAUUACCAGCAGAAUGGACACAUACAUUACAGAUUCUUCCAUGGCGCGAGACACGUCCAGAACAACACACCUUCAUGUCCAACAGGUGAUACUGGAUUACGUCGGAUUUCUGACUGUGUGCGUAAUCUGCAGUCCUUGUCAGCUGUCAAAGAUAGUGUAUCUUACAAGAGGAAGCGAACACAUGACGGGUUUGAAUCUGACAUACAAAAGCGACAAUGUAAAGGACUCGAUACUUUCGAUAUUGGUCGUUACUAUGGUUACCAUGGAUCGUAUCUUGGAUAUCAGCAAGUGCCACCGUUUACAAGACGUGUUGUGACGUAAAGGCAUUAUCUUACAAUUUUAUAUUUAAUUUAUAUCAUUAUACUUAUAUGAGAAAUAAUUUUCUUAAAGGUGCUAUGAACAUUCCCGGAUGCCAAAUGUAUUUUACCGUAUUGUUUUUUUCUGCACCAAUUCACUAUAUGAAGAGGUAACAGUGUGUUCAUACAGAUAUGUUAUGGAUCAUUCAACAUUACAUGAAUAUAUACAUAUAAAGUAUAUUUUACUCAUUUGCUUGGUAACAGGAUGACUUACAUUUCUAUUUUAUGGAUGUACGGGUUCCAUCCCCCGAAGCAACAAAAUGGUUUCGUCUAAGUACGAACAAUAAAA
This is a messenger RNA of Haliotis rufescens (red abalone), 1225 nucleotides long. RefSeq lists its product as uncharacterized. The record is from RefSeq and is a predicted model, not a curated record. The transcript is spliced from 2 exons. NCBI's taxonomy places the organism in Eukaryota, Metazoa, Mollusca, Gastropoda, Lepetellida, Haliotidae. Bases 92 to 901 code for a protein of 269 amino acids.